Molecule: messenger RNA, 11658 nt
Organism: Petromyzon marinus (sea lamprey)
Lineage: Eukaryota; Metazoa; Chordata; Hyperoartia; Petromyzontiformes; Petromyzontidae
Biological process (GO): positive regulation of DNA-templated transcription; regulation of transcription by RNA polymerase II; cell fate specification
Cellular component (GO): nucleus; chromatin
Molecular function (GO): DNA-binding transcription factor activity, RNA polymerase II-specific; RNA polymerase II cis-regulatory region sequence-specific DNA binding; protein dimerization activity
Source: RefSeq, a predicted model, not a curated record
UUCCCGAUACGCACCGGGCACCGGAAGCGCGCUCGGCGUGUUUCACAGCGUGCGCAAGCCGCAUUGUCUCGUCGGCGAGCGCGCCGCCGCGCGUUUGAUCAACCGCGGCGCUCGACGAAUCGUACGAAUUAAUAACAGGUCGCAGCCGCCUUCGAAGCGUCGAGCUUCUCUGUCGUUUGGCCCGGCUUUUUUUUGUUGUUGAUCUCGAUGCGGCGGCGCUGAGCCGCGUGUUGGGAGGAAGCGGUGGUGGGGUGGGGGGGGAGUCUCUGUGUCCCCCCUGGCGGGGGUUGUGGGUUAUGGACCAGCUCGGGCACGACAACUGGGACCAAUGUCUAUCGGCAGCAACCACUGUUUAUCAUUACGAUUACUACCUCAACUGCUGCUGCUGAUGUUGCUACGACAACGCUCUUCGCUCCGCAGGACCAGUGCUCACGGGGCCAGGUCUGUCCCACUGGUCCACCGCACCUCAAUGAUCCAGGGAAUCUGGGAGACACUGGGCGUAGGUGAAGACCAUGGUUGCGACAUGAGAUGACUUCUGGUCUUCUGGAAGCCAUUUCAGUCCUCAAACCCCCACAAGCAUCACAAUAAUGGAUUUACUUGAGUGUGGUGGCAAUAGCAGUAGCGAGAGCAGCAGCAGGGUCGUGUCUCCUACGAGCUCGAUGAUCCCCCCUCCCACCUGCCUGCUGCAGGGCAUGGCGGGGGUGGUGGGGGCAGCGCAGGAAAUACAGCAGGAUGCCAUUAGUCCAGCUUUGAGCCCCUGGAAGCGCAAGGAGGCACGAGGCAUGGCCUACACGAUCCGCUCGUGUGGCUUCCAAGUGACGCUCGACAACCGAGAGGUGUGGGAGCGUUUCCACUCGUGGGGAACUGAAAUGAUCCUCACCAAGACCGGGCGCCGCAUGUUCCCGUACUGCCGCUAUAAGGUCCGUGGCUUGGAUCCUCAAAGCUGCUACCUGAUGGCAAUUGACGUCGUGCCGGUGGACGGACACCGCUACCGCUGGGGUGAGGGCUGCUGGAUGCCAAUAGAACGGGGAAAGCCACAGAUUCCUGACAGCGUCUACGUGCACCAGGAGGGUGUCGCGCCUGGCUCCUUUUGGAUGUACGAGAGCAUCUCGUUUUCAGAGGUGAAGCUGACGAACACCGCUUUGGGUCAGGACGGGGUGAUCUCCCUCAUCCCCAUGUUUAAGUACGUGACGCGCUUCCACAUCAUCCGGGCCAACAAGGUGCCACGCCACCUGCGACUGGACGCGGACAACGUGCACACCUUCAUCUUCCCGCAGACAGAGUUCUUUGCCGUCACCGCCUACCAAAACACGGCCAUCACCCACCUCAAGAUAAGCCACAGUCCCCUUGCUUGGAGCGCCGAGCCAAAGUCAGACGCGUUGAACCAGGAUGAGGAGGGAGGCGGCGAUGGCAGUGGCAGGGCGCUCAACUCCCAGCAGGGCGCGAGGGAGAGAGUCUCGCUGGGCUCGUCGGGGAAGAGGGAUCACGCUUGCAUGGUUGGGACUAAUGACCGUUCAUAUGAUGCCAGCCGAGGAGAUGGAUCUGUUGGGAUGUUGGAAGAAGAUGUGCUGUCUGAUAAGUCAACGAAUGGAGAUGGUGUAAAAAGGAAUAAGUCGAAGCGAGACGACAAUUCCAAUGGAUGUAAGGAUCAAAACACUUUGUUUGACAUCAGAAAAGUCAAAGACGAACCUAAUGACACCUGGCAGGAGUUGGUGGAAAAUGUUGACCCUCCCUCCAGUCUGGGAGGGAAAGGAGAGUCCCAAGUUGUUCUCCAGAAUAUCUCUUUGAGUGAUUGUUUAUUGCCUGCUGGGAACAGCACAUGCAAGUCAAAUCUCAUUAGUAAGGUGGAAUCUGCUCGUGCAGGAGCCAUGAUUGUGCCUACAUCGGUGGAGCAGGGCAAGGAUCCCAAGUGCCCUACUUCUCAUCAUCCUCUGAACCAAAAUCUGUUUCCCGUUGUGCGCUUGAAGCAGUGUAACAUAUCAAAGCCCACAGUCAAGCUUGGUGAACUGCCAGCCUCCGUCUUGUACUCGUACAGCAUUCCGCAGAUUUCUCUCUCGCGAUCCGCAUGUGGCGACCGACCGUUGAUCGUGCUGGUGAGCGAAAGUCCGCCACACUGGUCUGAGCCAACGGACGAUGUAAAACCCAGCAAACUGUGUUUGUCAGAGGGUAAUGGAGCUGAUGUGUCAGAUGUUGAGGAAAGACCCGGAAAGAGCCCUUUGCCAAUACAACCACUUCCGACAAUUCCUCAUUUGAAUAACGAGGCAUUUUCUGGCGAUGCCAUGGAUGUAACCCCCGAAGACGUGAAGCCGACGCGGUCGGAAUUGGAUUUGAGGUUGCUGAAUCUGACGUCCGUGCCGAAGGAUGAUGCCAAGGAGACAACAGAACACCCGGACGCCCCUAGGGGAGAGUACGUGAGCGAGAAGGGCAGCGUGCUGCCAGCGCUCAAGAUCGGGCACACGGGGUUCUCCUCGUGGGUGUGGACCCCGCCCAAGGAAGGCAACGCGCCGGCUUUUCAACUUCCGCCGCCCUCCUUCUCGUCGGUGUCGUCGCGCUCGGGCUCCCUUUGCUCUCGCUCGAGAACACCUUCCCCGACGCCGGGCUCGAGCCAGCCCCGGGGCCGCAGGGUGGCACCGCGUGGACUGGCCUGGGAGGCCCCCACUCAACGUGCCGACGCCGCCGCUACCGCCACCCACCACGAUCCUCGCAUGGAACACCAAGCCGACAGAGUUGAUGUCGGAGGAGUGUCCUUCUUCUCCUUCUCCAACAAGGAGGCUAUGUUGGCUCAUCGGAACAUGGAGCAAGAAAAAUUGGAAACCCUUCGUUUGUCCCCAACAUUAAGCGACAACAGUGCAGAUCAUGCCUCAACCGGGAGAGCACAAGAAAGAAUUCAGAGGCUGCAAGAUAGGCUUCAGUCUGCGCUCAGCCAGUUCCAGAAAAGCAAAGGGAAUGACGAGUCAGGUGCUGAUCCAAGGUUUGUCUCUCGAACUGGAAAGACGAAUGACGUGACGAAGAUUAAAGGGUGGCAGCACAAGUUUGGGCUACAGGCCCCAGCGUCAUCCAGUGGCAGUGCCCCAGACAUGAACACGCUGGGCAAAAACCGUUCAGUCUUUUUGAGUGACAAGCUGGACGAGUAUCUGCAGGAGGAAGAGAAACUGCUGGAACAGAGGCCGAACAUGUACGCCAGCAAGGCAGCCGGUGUCACCUUCCAGACGCCACGCACGGGCAGCACGUACGUGCGCACCCUAGACAGCGUGCUACGCCGCCGUGCGGGCCCAGCACGGUCCGCCGGGGAGAGAGAGGCAUUUGCUCAGACCUGCGCCACGUCUCCGCCGCCGCCGCCGCCAUUGCCACUGUCAGGUGUGACGCAAAAACGUGGCGCGCUGGCUGGCCGGGGCAAAAUUUCGACAGCGGCGUUGAGAGCGACACAAAAGUCUUUCAAGCGCGGGACCCGCGGAAAGCGCUGCAGCAGGGGCGGCAGGUACGGCAGCAGGGGCGGCAAGUAUGGUGGCCGGGCAGAAGUGGUGGCGACUGCCGCUCCCCUCGCUAGUCCGAAAAAGGUGACGCUACCCUCGUCGCCACCGCUUACGCCUCCUUCGCUGAAGCCAGCUCGGUCGUGUCCUGUCAGUGGGGCAGCGCUUGUGAAGAAUGCCAACAGCCGCAAUGUGAACACCAUGCUGCUUGCUCUGGAGGAGUUGGCCUUGUUGGAUGGGAAGCACCGCACGUAUAUCACCACCGAUCGGGCAGAGCGCUCCAUCACUACCCUGCUUACCCCACAGAUGACCGCGACAGGCAUGAAAAAGCUGUCCGUGCGUUUUGCGGCAGCCACAACGUCGACGUCACACAGCAGCAGCCCAUCAUCAACACCUGCGGCCAGCGGUCGUUGCCAGAAAGAAUUCUGCCGGCUGGGCUGCGUGUGCGAUAGCCUGGGUGAGGGCCGCGCCGUGCCGGCACACUGCGGCAGACCCGAGUGCAUGCUGGAGUGCAGUUGCCCUCCCCAGGCGCGACGCCAGGCAGGCUUAACAAUGAGCAAGCAGAGUGGCAUUGCAGAUAGCACCGAACCCGAGGACGAGUCGUUUGGCCGACACAAGCGCAGGAAGAGGCUGCCGACGAGGCUGAGUGGCACCCACGUUUUCUACGAUGACGUCGCGUCAGAUUGCUACGCCUUCUGGAAGCUUACAGGCCGAAAAGGGCACAAAAGGAAAUUGGAAGGACUCGAAGAUUCGGAAAUCCACAAGAAGCGGAUUGCACUUUGGUCAGAUAUGGACAAAUCUACCCAGGGGAAUGCGGAUAGUGCAAGUUCGAAUGAUAUUCCUGCUACAGAGGCUCAGUCUUCUAAAACUGAGCUGCCUCCUACAUCCAAUGAGAUCAAGGCACAGAUGCGGGAUGAGUUGAUGGCCUGGGCUCUGGAAGAUGGGUACACGUGUGCUCGUGUGCGGGAAUAUGGACCGAGCAAGCGGUCCAAGGCAAACCUACAGUGCACCUGUGGGAAACCCCACUGCACAGAGAAGGGUCCAAGUAAGUCCAAUGGCAAAUUCAAUAAAGAAUUCAAAGGGAUCAUACCAAAGGAAGAAAAGUUGGAAAAACAAAGCUCUACACUGCCAAAGGCAUCUAAAAAAGAAACGACUGGCAGCUCAAGCUCAGGCGGUGCAUUGCGCCCGCCAGUGCCUCCUAUCCAGACUGGCUCUGUGAGCUUCAUACAAGCCAAUGCUUUGACCCCGCUUACAGUGGCAUGGAACGUUGUACCCCCGAUCACUCCAGUGAUUACGCCCUUGAAGCAACAGAUGCAUCCAAGUGGCUUGCCACAGUCCAAGCUCAUCGAGAUCGUGUCGAACUGCAACUGGGAAGCAGAGCGCACUCGCGUGCUCAGCGCCAUUGCAGAAUACUCCGGUGGGCAGAGCAGUGGUGACGUAACCACCGUGCAGUUGGGAGACUUGCAACUGGAGAUCUCGCACUUGGACAACAAGGAGCGUUUUAAGGAGAAGCGCGAUCCAUCGAUGACAGUUUCAUACUUGUCGGGCCUCCCAUCUCAUAUGUGUUGCUCCAGGGUUAAGAUCAUCUACAACCCCAAGUUGUCAUCAGCGUCUUCUCCAUCCAAGCAGCGGGCGGCAGUGGCUUCGGUCCGAAGCUCCAACAGUGGCGACAAUGCUUCAGAGGAGCAGUGCCAACAGCAGAAUGAGCUACAGCUGAAUUGGUUGCAGUCCCAACAAAGUUCUCCGCCACUAGAGCAGCAAAGCCUGCAACCGCAGCAGCUGCAGAAGCAGCUUUUGCAGGCACUAAAUCAAUCGGAAGAGCACGUGCAGAAUGAAAUACAGAAUUCUGAGAAGGAGCUGGAUCUUAAUCAGCAGGAACAGACUCAACCACACGAGGCUAAGAAGCAACCAGAUGAACGGCUAGAGAACGAACAGCAGCAACCACAGGGUGUACAAUGUCAUUCAGAGCUACAACAACAGAAUGAGCAGCCAGAGCAUGAGCCACAAAAUCGGAUGCAAUCUCAUCCUCUACAUCAUCAAGAACAACGACUGGAAGAUAAGCCAAAGCAGCAGCAGCAGCAAAGUCAGCCACAGCAGAAUAAACAACAACUAAAUCAGGUGCUGCUUCUGCUUCCAAAGCAGCAACAAAAAAAUGAACAGCAACAGAAUCUUGUACAGCCACAGGUUGAAUGCAAACAGGCACUUGAAAAGGAUGUCCCAUCGCACCAAGAGCUCAAAUCUGUUGAGGGUGCGAGAGCCGAGUCUUCCCCACCGGUGAAGAGGAGCAUGCCUUGUUCCACUGCCAGAGUUGAGACGUCUGCCGCUGGGACGUCUGCGGCAGCUAAAGGAGGCACUCUCAACAACAAGACUCUGUUUCUCACCACGGCUGCAGCCCAAGCUGUGUUUAACUCCGGCGCCAAAGGAGUAAACAUAAUACAGGUGAAUGGCAACUUCGUACCGCAAGCCAAGCUGGUAGUCGGACAGAUGGGGGCACUGCAGGCUAUGGCACCGGCCGAGAAUCAGCAGAGUAUGGUUCCGAAGAGGAACCUGACACUCCGCGGGCAUUCUCCCUUUCUGCAGGUCAACGGUAACAUGGUGACGCACGCCAAGCUGCUAGUCGGACAGAUGGGAUCCCUGCAGGCCAUCGGACAAUCGGUUGGGACGGCUCCUUUCGUCAGCACGGUAGGGAGCCCGUCGCCUGGAACCAACUUGGCGUUCCAUGCGGCGACGCGACUGGUGACCACGCCGCUGUCCCCCGUGUCGAUUACUCUGCCCGAUGGGACUGUGGCGCUGCCCACUGCAGGCAACAAUGCCGUCACGCACCUGAUUGUGAACAAAGUGGGUACUCUGGUUGCAGGGCAGUCUUUCCCCAAGUCCAGAAAUCUCGGCCCAUCCUCCGCGACCAGCACACACGUGGCGUCUGGAGCAGCUGCUGCUGCUCCAGGGGCAUCUGGUGCUACUUUGGCAGCUGUUGUACCUGAAGCAACUGAUGGACCUGUGGCAACUGCUGGUCUUGUGGCAGCUGAUGGUCCUGUGUCAACUGGUGGUCUUGUGGCAGCCGAUUGUCCUGUGGCAAGUGGUGGUCCUGUUACAGCUAAUAGGCUUCCUAUGGCUGACCAGCCUGUUACAGACGAUGGGCCUGUGUCAGCAGAUGGUCUUCUCACAGCCUCCGGGCCAGCGGCCGCUGCUGACGUGGUUGUAGCUUGUGGGCCUGUUGCGGAUGGUGAACUUGUUGGAACCAGUGGGCCUGUGGCAGCCAGUAGAUCUUUGGCAGCUGGUAGACUUGUUGCAACUGGAGAACUUGAAGCAGCUGUUAUGUCAGCGGCAUCCGGGGAAACUACGGCAGACGAUAAGGAUUCAUCGUCGGCCACUGCUGGCUUAACCCGGGCAGUGACCACCUCGGCUUCGGCAGGAGUGCCUAUAGCGGUGCCCUUUACUUCCAGCAGCCAAGCAGUCGCCGUCAAUCUGAGUGGCGGCCUUCAACUGCCCACCGGCAUUCCCAUAGUGCGCGAAGUCUCACUGGCCGAUCCGCAGCGACUGGUGCUCAUCCCCAUGCAGCCACCGCAGGUGCGACCGCCGGCGACCCCGACGACAAAUAACCCAAUUCGCCUCCCCACACCAGCACCCAUGCUACUUCCGGGCCAGCGCAUGGUUCUGCAGCCCGUGAAGGCCUCCAGCGGGAUGCAGCUGUACCGUCACCCGAGUGGGCAGCUCGUGCAGCUGGUGCCUGUGCGCUCAACACGGCCUCGCCAUCCCGUCAGCACCACGGCGGAAGCUCCCAAGCCCCCGUCUUACACCACCCUUCGUACCGGCUUGGUGGUCCACACUCUUAACCCCACUGGCCUCGGUUUACAAAUGAGACCAACUGGAACCAUGUUGACUGUGGCACGGACUGAGGUUCCGCAGGUUGCCUCAACCACCAGAGCUUCGUUCUCGGCUCCGAAGGGUGUCGAGGUAGCCACUCUUGAAGCAUCAAAAUCGUCUUCCGUGAAAGCUGGUCAACUGCCUGCAGAUAACGUGACUAAAAGCACUGUGAUGCCAUCUAGCGAGGCGGUAUCGAAACAAACAGCGGAGAAGGUUCUGUCGGGUGGACCAAUGACGGCGCUAGAGAUGUGCUUGGUUGAGGCAACGAAAAACUUGGAGAUCAAACGCGAGAAAGAGUUGUGGAAAGAAAGGCUUCGUAAACUAGAUAUGGAAAUGAGCAAGGAAUCGAAGGUUAGUCCGGAGGAGAUUUGUCACCCUAUAAAGAUGGAAGUGAAAUUGGAAUAUCCAACUCUGAUAUCUCCUCAAGCAAUGCCUGGUGGUGAACAAACCCAAGCUGAAGGCGAUGCAGUGAAUCCCAUUGUCGCGAAGACUGCAAGUAACGAGGACGCAGAUAAGACAGAGGAAGAAGACUCGGUGAGCAAUAAGUCGGGGUCGGCAAACACCGCCGCCAGAGAAACGGCGCAGUCUAUGGACGACGAGUCGACAGAAAUGUCCAGUGAUGAAGAUUCCGAAGUGGAUGUGGAAAAUUUAUCUGAGGGGGAAGUCUCUGGUAUCAAUUACCCUGAACAAAAUAUGGACAUAGAGACUGUGGUGGACACCAAAAUGAAGGAAAAUCUUUCUUUGCUGAGAUCAAGGGUGGCACAGAAAGACGGCAUGAAUUCCCAGUGUGCACUUCAUAACCCCGAAUUUUCAAACCAGGAGUUGAGCGACAGCAGUGAUUCAGACGAUGAUAUCCUCAAGGAAGUUCGGCCAAACCGGUCGAGCCUCAUGCGCUCACUGCAGCUGGAGAAAUUGAUCGCACUCAAGUUGCUCUCGGUGCCCAUGGACGAGUUCUACGACCCCAAGGCCUCGCUGCACACGGUCAACGAGCGGCGACGGCGCUCGGAGCUGCGCGAUCUCUUUAAGAACAUCAAGAACCUUCUGGGUUUCCCAGCGCACACCAAGAUGUCCAAGUACGCCCUGCUAAAGCAGGCUCACAGUGAGAUCCAGCAUCUUCAGGAGCAGGGCGACAGGAUGAUUGCUGAGAAAAACAACCAGCUUCGACGGCGAGAUGCCCUCUUGCGGAAGUUGGUUGGGAUGACGCAGAAAAAAGAAGAUGUUAUCAUCAGAAAGUUGGAGUACAUCUGUGCCAAGCACAGAAUUAAAGAAAAGCUUAAACUGACGUCGCCAAAGGAUCACGAUGAGGACAUUAAGACGUACAUUAUACCAUGCAACCAGCCCCUGAGAGGGCGUCCACGCAAGAUAGCACCCAAGCCAUCUUCGGCUGGGUAUCGGCAACACGCGUCAAGUCAGCUGGCCAGUGAAGAUGAACCUUCGUCGCCACAAGCGCGUAUAUUGCCACCUCCUCCACCGCUGCAGUCGCAGCCCAAGCGGCAGACGAAACCCCAUUCCCAACAUGAGACGGAUUCUUCCUCUCAACCGCAGGCUCGGUAUGAGUCUCAACUGCGGCCCAGUCUCAAUGGCCGAGCGCAAACCAAGUCCGAGUUUGAGCAGCAGCCAGAGGACCAGUUGGAAAUACAACCCCAGGCUGAAUCUCAACCGGAGGCCCAGUCCAAGUCUCCGUUGCCUUCUCAGUCGGAGUCUCAACAGGAGCCAGAACUCCCAUCUCAGCUGCAGUCCCAGAUCCAAUGUGAGCCACAGCCUCAACUCGAGCCCCAGCCGGAUUCUCAUCUGCCACCUCUUAAACCCCAGCUUGAAGCGUGCGCAUCUGGGAACGAAGAUACGACAGCCACGACCGCGUGCACCCCUACCAUCCCUGCGGCUCCUCCACUCAAGUCAUCCGUGGUCUCCCAAGCGACUAAGAAGCCGUCAGUGGCCCGCAGCCGGCCUCUGAUCCUCACCCGCAAGCGCCCAUACGCGGUGGAAGCACACGAGUUGCCGUCCACGACGACAGCUGUCGCGACGUGGACCAACAUCAGCAGCAGCAGCAGCAGCAGCGCCGCCACCACCUCUUCCAGGGAAGACUCCCCCAUCCACGUGACAUCCGACGGCCUGCUGAUGACCUCCCACGGGCAGGUGCUCACGCUGAAGGGGAAGAUGUUGCCGAGCCACUCCAACGCGUCCGGCACGCAGAUCAUCAUGGCGCAGGGUGUCCUCCAGGGCAAGCCACUCGCACCCAAGGGUCACGACAAAGUGGGCGCUGGCGUACCUGGCAUUGCGUCUGUCACGAUCCGCCUGCAGUGCGUAAACGUGCCCACGUCAGGCGUGAACACCGUCACUCAGGCCCUGGAAUACAGAAACUCGUGCUCCGACACCACGUCGUCCACCGUUACUAGCACCAGCUCCAGGCCCGUCCCCAGUUUACUUUCGGGAUCUCCCGUCUGUUCACCAGCGGCGGUGGAGUUCGGUGCUAGCGUUGCCAUGGUCGACAAGGCACAGGUCUCUGAAUCGCCAGAGGGGGCUCCGGCUGAUGGAAGCUCAUGGGCGGCGGGUAAAGAGGUGCCAGACGGCAAGAGCAGUACGGACUUUAUGGAGACGACCGAGACUGCAGGGCAAGAUGAGGUGGAAGUCCCGGAUUCUGAUUUGUUCAAAAUAGUGAGCGUAACAUCGCUUGCUGUUGAACAAUCGAAUGAAUGCCGUACGAAAGGUGAUGAGGUCUCCCCCUUAAAAGAUGGCGUCGCGGACAAUGCAAGUGUUGCACGCAACGACACGCCUUGUGAAACCGUGUCUGUGGACAGCGUCGGCAGUCUCGCAUCAGCGAUGAGUCCGGACGCUGAUGACGCCCACCAGGACAAUGCGGAUAUCUCUAUGACCGAUGCCGACACUGAAGGCCCAGUACCCGUGUCCCCUACACAUUCCUACAAAGGAUCAACUGUCAACCCUUCCCCACCGAGCUCUCCAGUGCCACUCGAGCCUCUGACAUUGUCGGCCUCAACUCGUGGAGAUAACCUCAGCAAAGACCACCCAAGCAGCUGUACCCCGGCGUCCACCAGAACUCUCCCUACCAGGAAUUCCUUGCGUGCCCCCUUGUCCCACCGUCCAACGCGGCUUCCCUCCACGUUUCUGGCAUCUGGCUGUACAAACGCCGCCUCCGCCAUGGGCACCAUUCCAUGCAGUGUGAGGCUUCCCACCCUGUCACUGUCCCAGCAGGCCACGUUGGCUCUGCAGGCGGCCGCCAGGUGUUUACCCGACCCACCCAGCAAACCCACAGCCACCACGGGGCCCCCGGCAUCUCUCUCCUCCUUGCAGGUCAAGGUCUCCUCGGCCGUGCCGGCGACAGUGACAACGACCACGACUACCGUAGUGGCGGCAGAUGGAGAGGAAUCACCGGGGCCCCUAUCGCCGGGGGCCCAGGCGACGACACAUUCCUUGGGGGCGACGACGGGCAAGAAGCCUGCGUUGAGGCCCAUGCCGCAGCUGUUGCAAAUGCAACAAUCCAAGGUGCCGCGCGUGACUUCGCGCACGCCCAGGUCGCUGCCGCCGCUCUCUCGCGUCGCAAACCCACCGUCGCCACUCGGUGGUGACAAGACGCCCGGAGAGCGGAGCUGCCUCGACUGAGCGCGAGCCCUAUUAUCGCGGCGCCGUUUGAUCACGUGCGUAUCGCAGAGACUUGGGACCGGCACGCCGCCAGCAUUCUGCGGUUGGAACUGUCCACGGCGUGGGCCUUUAGUGUUCCAUGCCGAUGUCUUCACUCGCGGCUCUCUUGUAGAGCGACACAACUGGGGUGCCUUUUAUUUGUUGUGCAAGAUGAACGGCAUUGUGUCAUGGCUUCGUGCAUUGCACCUAGUUUCUACUGGUUGUCGCGCGUGUACAUAAACGUUGCGUGUGUAUAGUGAGUGAGGGUGGGCAAAGGAAGAUGCGGGUGUCUUGUAACACUGAAUUUAUUUCGUUCACUUUCAAACGUGAAAUUUCUCCUCAACUUUUUUAAAAGAAAUGCUCACGCUCGUUGAAAGUAAUUUAAGCUGUCAUGUUAGCUUUGAAAAAAAAGACAUUCGCCAAUCUAAAGGAAAAUGCUUUCUGUGUCAUUAACAUAUAUAGCAGCCAUGAGGUAAUGAAUAAUAUGAAAAAUAGUAAAAUGUGAUGCAAGGCGGGUAACAAGUAGUAGAUAUUCUGAUGAAUAUAUUUUUACAUGGCCUUUUUACAACGUGAAUCCUAUACACCAAACCGCGAUGUACUAUUUGUUCCCCUGGUUUAUGAUAGUAAAUAAUGCUUCUCAUAGCGUCAGCUUUUGAGUACACAAUAAAGUAUGAAAAACCAUUUGUGA